AUGUCAACCAGCCAUCCCCUGUCGUUCCACGGCCCUGGAUGGCAUGAUGAGGCACAAACACCAGUAGUGGAUGGCAAGUACUGUGAUCGCGCCACCGGUGAAAUCAAACUUGCAGCCGAUGGUGAUUAUCAGGAGUAUAUGGGUCCACCGGCAGUCGAUAUCCUCAUCCGGAGCGUGCAUAUUGACACCGUCGAGUGCAGUUUCCGUGCAUCACGAUCUUUCCCCAUGGAAACCCUCCUAUGCUACAUCAUGAAGGUGGUUGGAAAGAAAAAGCUGGAGCUGGAUUCAGUCAUGGCGACCACAUAUUCGAUUCGAGUCAUCCUGGCACACGAACUGACGCCUGACCAGUUCAGUGACAUUGCAUUCGGCAUGGCGAAUGGGGUCUGGGACGAGGUUGAGUGA
Penicillium brevicompactum is the source of this 402-nucleotide messenger RNA. RefSeq lists its product as uncharacterized. The record is from RefSeq and is a predicted model, not a curated record. The transcript has a single exon. The coding region runs from base 1 to 402 and encodes 133 amino acids. Lineage: Eukaryota; Fungi; Ascomycota; Eurotiomycetes; Eurotiales; Aspergillaceae.